UUCUCGUCCUCUCCUGAAGGGUCGAUCGACCUCAUGCCUCUUCCCCUUCCAAUCGAUCUCAUCUCGACGCCUCCCGCUCCCGGUAACGGCGCCGGCGAGCCAACGACAGGGAUCCCAGCCUACGGCGUGACGCGGAGCGCGCACUGGAGGACGACGUGGAGCGCGACCGCGCCGAGGCCGCAGACGAGGAGGGCGAGCAGGACGAUGGCAUUGGUGUUGAACGACACGGUGACUGGACCGCCGCCGCCAUGGCCGUUCUCGGCGGCCAGCAGAGCGCGCUUAUCGGUCGUCGCCAUGGCCGGCAGUGGCAAUGGCCGGCAAAAGUGUUGUAAUCUAGAAGAAAAGGCAGCCAAACAGGGUUGCAGGAUACUUUAUGCAGUGGUGCAAUAAAUCUAUGAUCAAGAGUCUUUCGUCCUACUUUAGGUGGUGUACGUAGCUAGUUCCUAUAAACUUCUGUUAUAGAAAUUUAUGUGAUGUCUUUUUAUUAGUUCAACUCAUUUCUUU
Molecule: messenger RNA, 504 nt
Organism: Oryza sativa Japonica Group (Japanese rice)
Lineage: Eukaryota; Viridiplantae; Streptophyta; Magnoliopsida; Poales; Poaceae
Source: RefSeq, a predicted model, not a curated record